Molecule: messenger RNA, 3437 nt
Organism: Phacochoerus africanus (Common warthog)
Lineage: Eukaryota; Metazoa; Chordata; Mammalia; Artiodactyla; Suidae
Gene: RBFOX3
Product: RNA binding fox-1 homolog 3
Exons: 15
Coding region: 698-1681 (327 amino acids)
Biological process (GO): nervous system development; regulation of alternative mRNA splicing, via spliceosome
Cellular component (GO): nucleus; cytoplasm
Molecular function (GO): mRNA binding
Source: RefSeq, a predicted model, not a curated record
CUUUGCUCGACAUCCUUUCCUGCAGGCCUGGCCCCUUUGCCCCUCCCUGUGUCCCUGGUGUGUGUGACCUCCGAGAAGCUGACUUGGGGCCGAAGCUGGCUGUGGGGACAUUCCCAGCCUUUGCCCAACUGCAGCCCACUGGGCGCUAGAAUCCCAUCUCAGCUCCCUUUGCAGGGGCUGGGCCUGAAAAGAGGUUUUAAGGCUCCUUUUAAGAAGAGGAGGCUUCUGAGGGGACAAACCCUUGACUGAAGGGAGGCCAUGAAUGGAAACAGGGAUUUGGAUGCUGAUAGUGGAGGCGGGCUUGGCUUGCCCUGCUGGCCACAGGGGUGGGGUCCAAGGUGAAGAGGCUCCAGUUUCAUGUUGUGCUGGGGCCGCCGGAGCAGCAGGCAGAGGCCAGCUUCCAGCCAUGAGAUGUCAGUCGGCGGGCAGCACGGUCCAGGGCUCAAAGAUGUGUGCAGAAGAGCAGUGAAAAAUUUGAGUCUCUGCCGCAGGUGUUCCUGGCUGAGGCUGAACAGUGCAGCGCUAAGUCAGAACUGCCCAAGGAAGAUUCUGCCCACGUUUAUCUCAAACUGGUCUGCAGGGCCUCGGGCUGGGACCCGUCCCAGGAGCUACCCAUCUGCAAAGAGAGCCCACACUGCCUCGGGAAAAAUUGGCUGAAUAAAAGGCCAAUCAGGACGCCACGGCUCCGCCUGACGCGAUGGCCCAGCCCUACCCCCCCGCCCAGUACCCUCCCCCACCGCAGAACGGCAUCCCUGCUGAGUACGCCCCGCCCCCGCCGCACCCCACGCCGGACUACUCGGGCCAGACCCCUGUCCCCCCGGAGCACGGCAUGACCCUGUACACACCAGCACAGACCCACCCGGAGCCGCCGAGCAGCGAGAGCAGCACGCAGCCCACUGUAGGGGCCCAGACAGUGCCGCAGACAGACGAGGCGGCACAGACCGACAGCCAGCCCCUCCACCCCUCCGACCCCACAGAGAAGCAGCAGCCCAAGCGGCUGCAUGUCUCCAACAUCCCCUUCCGGUUCAGGGACCCCGACCUGCGGCAAAUGUUCGGGCAAUUCGGAAAAAUUUUAGACGUGGAGAUCAUUUUUAACGAGCGGGGCUCCAAGGGUUUUGGGUUUGUAACUUUUGAAACUAGCUCAGAUGCUGACCGAGCCCGGGAGAAGCUGAAUGGGACGAUCGUAGAGGGACGGAAAAUUGAGGUCAAUAACGCCACGGCCCGAGUCAUGACCAACAAGAAGACUGCGAACCCCUACACCAACGGCUGGAAGCUAAACCCGGUGGUAGGCGCAGUCUACGGGCCUGAAUUCUAUGCAGUGACGGGGUUCCCCUACCCCACCACCGGGACAGCCGUGGCCUACAGGGGCGCGCACCUACGGGGCCGGGGCCGGGCUGUGUAUAAUACGUUCCGGGCUGCGCCGCCCCCACCCCCCAUCCCGACUUACGGAGCGGUCGUGUAUCAGGAUGGCUUUUAUGGUGCUGAGAUUUAUGGAGGCUAUGCUGCCUACAGAUACGCUCAGCCAGCAGCCGCAGCCGCAGCCGCCUACAGUGACAGUUACGGCAGAGUCUAUGCGGCUGCGGACCCGUAUCACCACACCAUUGGCCCCGCAGCAACCUACAGCAUUGGAACCAUGGCUAGCCUCUGCCGAGGAGGGUACAGCCGCUUCACCCCCUACUAGCAAGAGGCCCAGCCCCUAACAGCAUUCACACUGACUGCCUAAUACACACCAAACCCAGCAGUCCAAAACCAGGCACAGCCACCCGGAGGACAGUGCACCCCUCCCGGUCAGCGACACGCGCCGCUGACCUCCGCGACUCUUAAGUCCAUAGGUUUUACCUCCAGCCAGCUGGUCUUCCCCACGAUGGCGUGUGUGUCUUUGGCCCUGGUCACCCCCGUAUGUCUGAAACCUUGGUUCCUAUUUUGACUUUGUUGACGUUGUGCCCCCCCAAGCCAUUUCAGGUACAGUAUGCACAUAGUGGGAGGGGCUAGGCUGGGCAGAAGACCCCUCCCCAGAACUAGCAAUAGAGCCCGAGAGGGCCGUGCCCACUCCCCGCCCCCUGGGCUACAGAGCCACAGAAGACACCGGCCUGGCGCCCCCAGGAAGCCACUCCAGCCAGUCUGGGGUUCAGGGAUCGAUCGAGGGGCGCCUGCCUGUCUGCCCUGAUGGGUGGGUUCCUGGCCAGGACAGUGCCUCCUCCCCACCUUCACCCAGGUAAUCGCAGGAGCAGCCGUCUGCCCUCUUGUCGCCAUCCAGCUGCACUAACAUUUCUGAUUAAGUUUCAUUGAUGUUUCCUGCUGAAGUUGGCACAAGUCAGGGGGUGGGGAGCCACAUCAGCCUCAGGGGUUCCCUUAGCCUCUGUGGUAAGAAGUGAAAGUGUAGGAGGAAAUCUCGCUGCCCCGGAGCCCGGAAGUGACCCAGCCCUGCGCUGCCCGGGCCCCGCAGCCGCUCCCCUCCAGCCACACCCCUGAGGUGGGGGUCCCUGCCGGCCCAGCGUCGGGGUCUGUGCUUGCAUUACAGCACUGCCCUCCCUUCCCCGAGCCUGGAACUUCUUGUCCGGUACCUCUCCGAUAAGGGAGCCUGAGCCGGAGGACCGGGGAGGGUGCUGCCGCUCCUCCGGUGCUCCUGGCGGGGCCAUGCUCAGUGUUUACCUCCCAACCCGAGGGGCUGGGGUCUGCGGGCAGAGCUGAGACCUGAGGGAGCGUCUGGAGAAGCCACCAGACGGGCCGGGGCCCCGCCAUAUGCGGGCCCAGCACCUCCAAUACAGGAAAAAGUGGCACAGCCGAGGGCCCUGGUCUCCUUCAUGUCGGAGCUGGGCUUCCAGGGGCGGACGGCCCACUAGAGGGUGUGGGUCCCCGCCCGCCAGGGCGUGAUCCUCCCCCCUCCACGGGCACAUCCAUUCCAGCUGAUGGAGUGGGCAGGUCCCGCCUGGGGUUCCCCGCACGGGUCACUUCCACUGCCCAGAGCACCUCUCUCAGCUGCCUCAUUCCAGGUCCCCCACCUGCCAUGCCCUGAUCUCAGCCCUGGUCUGCCUGGAGCCCCGGGCCCUGCCCAGAUCUCAGCAGAGCCUGCCAGCGGCAUCUGCCGGCCCGGGCUCCCUGCCGCUCUUCCCUUCCCGCAGCGCCCCUCUCCGCCCUUGACCAUGGCCUCUCUCUGCCCUGGAGGCCGAAGGUCUGCAUUAAGUUCACUUACUCAAGACAAGGAGGGCCCUGAAGCUGGGAGUGGGGCUGGUUUGGGAGCCAGUGCCCACCCACCCGGAACCCUGGGGGUCCCAGGUCCUGGCGCCCCCACAGCACCCCUGGCGGUUGCUUCUGUGAACUGCAAGUCCUGCCUUUCUGUUUCUGUUGUAGUGAAAGCUUCCGCUGUUUCCUUCUUGGACCGUGAAGGGCAAAAACAAAAACAAAAAACACAAAAAAAUCACAAAACAAAAAACACA